GGUCAUUGUGCCAAAGAGUCGUCUAUCAACGACAAGAACAACUGGAAAACUGUUUCCAGUGCCUUUUCUGUCAUCGAUUUUACUGAAGAUGACCUCGAGAAUCUCUUCGGGAUUAUCGCCAGCGUCCUGCACCUGGGGAACAUUGGUUUUGAAGAGAACCACCAAGGCUCUGCCACCAUACCAGACACCCAUGAGAUCAAAUGGAUCGCCAAGCUCUUGGGGGUGCACCCGUCCAUCCUUCUGGAAGCUCUCACUCACAGAAAGAUUGAAGCCAAAACUGAGGAGGUAAUAUGCCCAUUGACACUAGAACUCUCUGUCUACGCUAGAGAUGCAAUGGCCAAGGCCGUUUACGGGCGAACAUUUACAUGGCUGGUCAACAAAAUCAAUUCCUCCUUAGUGAACAAGGAUUUCACCAAGAAAACUGUGAUCGGAUUGCUGGAUAUCUAUGGGUUUGAGGUCUUGGACAAGAAUGGCUACCUGAUAGAAAAGUCUCGAGUCGUCUAUCAAAACCAGGGCGAGAGGAACUUCCACAUUUUCUACCAGCUGCUGGAGGGUGGUGAAGAGGAGCUCCUUGCUUACUUGGGACUUGAGCGGGACCCCCAGCUGUAUAAAUACCUCUCACAG
Messenger RNA from Leptonychotes weddellii (Weddell seal), 624 nucleotides. NCBI's taxonomy places the organism in Eukaryota, Metazoa, Chordata, Mammalia, Carnivora, Phocidae. The record is from RefSeq and is a predicted model, not a curated record.